GAGCAGCCGGCAGUCUGCGCACGGACAUCGAUCGAGGUUCACGUUCCGCAUUUACCGCAUCCGUCCUGUUCUCUCAUUCUCACAUACUCUUCUGUUUCCUUCCUUCCUUCCUUCUUUCCUUCCUUCCUCCUUCUUCUUCCUUCCGUAACUUCCGUUCUCGAGAUAUUAUCGGAAUACAAUACGCGUGUCGCAUUUGAAAUUCUCGAUCGUCGAUCAUCGAUCAUCAAUCUUUUUCAGUCUUCUUUUUUUUUUUUUUUUGAGGGGGCUUUUUUUUUCCUUCUUUUUUUUCUUCAUAUUUUUCUUUUCUUUCCUUCCUUGUGUUUUGGUGAAGAGACAUAACGAAUACUUUUUUGUGAAUUUGUGUGCAAAGGACGAAGACAGAAAGAGGGUGGGAGAAAGAGGGAGAGAGAGAGAAAGAGAGAGAGAGAGAGAGAGAGAGAGAGAGAAAUUGAUAUAUUUUAUCUUAUGGUUUUUCCUACAAAUUAAAUCCAAUCGAUGCAAUCAAUCGCAAGAAGAUGAUCUAAAGACGAUGAAUCUUCGUUGAUCCUGUUAUUUCCGAUUCUCGAAGAGCGAUGUUCAAACGAUUAUCGAAAUCGAGGCGUCAUAGUGCCGAUGACGUCGGUCUUUCUUUACCGAGAAGCUCGAAUCUCGAGGAAUCGGAGACUCAGCCGAGUAUCAGUACGAUUCCAGUUUCUCGCGACAAUUCUCAAGGAUUGAGUCCUGCGGCUUUACUUAGGAUCUCCAGGACGAAAUACAGCCGAAGAAGUUGCGGCGAUGCUACAGCGAUGCAAGCGUUACUUUCUUCGAAGCAGGACGAGGAGCAGGAGGUCGUUGAGGUUGACUACCGGAGUGACUAUCAGACCGACUAUCAGAUGGUCACUGCUGUGCCAGCGUUCAUCGUCGAGCAUGAGCCCGAAAAGCAACGAGGGUCAAGCUUAGGAGUCUGGGGCCGUAGGAUGAGCAAAAAGAUAGACUCCUUUCGUAGAGCUGGUUCCCGUGAAACGAUUUGUUCCCUAGAAAGAUCCGAUCCCAGCGGCAACAAUAAUAACAAUGAAUCUAACAACAAUAAUAACAACAAUGGUAAUAUAAAUCCUACGUUGAACAAGACGACGUUACAACUGAAGACAGAUUCGAAGUUGGACUCGAAAAGGUUAUCAGGAAAUUCACAGAGAUCACCGUCGCCGUUCAAAUCAUUUUUCAUUCGUAUGGGUUCGACCGGUAUGUUAAAUUCUACGAGAAUCAAUAGACGUUCAGCGAACGUCGAUGUAAGUUCGAAAUCAACGGAGAAAGAGAAUUUAUUUAGAAGUUGCAGUACAAGUCAAUUGAAUACAAGUCCUACUUACGUUAAGGGCGAUGAUCCAUCUGAAGGAAUCGAUCUACGGAUCGCGGCACGUAAGGAUAAAACAGUAUCCUGCGAUGAUUUAGCCGGUCGACGAAAUGACGAUGUCUUUGACGAUCCGAACGAUGACGUUUCACCGUCCGUAUGCCAAUCAGGAAGUCUUUCGGGUAGUCCAACUGGUAGCCCAUCGGUGAGUCCCACAGGAAGUCCAUCGACUAGGAACAAUUUCAAACCAUGCGAUUUUGGACGAUCAAGAAUGGAAUCGGCAAUGAGAAAAAGUAGUAGCUGUGAUUUCAAAGAGGCAAAGAAAUCUAGUUUCCCGUAUGCUUUUCUAAGAUCAAAGUUAUCCGUUUUGCCUGAGGAACGUCACAGUUCAUUCGUUUCGAAGGACGAAAGAUUGUUCAAAACGGCAUCGGAGGAACAUUUUCCAGCGUUGAAGAUCGAGGACUCUUACACCGGUACGACGACGUUAGGACGUAAACGAUCUAGAAAUGGUAAUAUGGGUCGUGGUAACGUUUCGAGGUAUCAAGAGACGCCAAAGCCUCCGAGGAAUUCCUAUGUGGAAUUUAAAAAAAAACAGGAAAGAUAUAGUCUAAAUCCUAGCGAACUCGAGCGCAUCGAGGAUACGUUUAAUCAUGAAGAUUCGGCUCGUUACGGUGCAUACGGUAACGUUAGUCCAAUGUCACUUGGACGAGGAAAUCCAAGUAUUCAUCGAUCCGAGAUCAAUCAAGAUAGAUUGGAUUUUCCUGUUAGAACAAUGGAUCUUAGAUUUUCGGAGACAUCUUCAUUGAACGUAGAACUUGACGUUACGGCUACAUUGAGAAUCGACAGAAGGAAUUCAGCGCCAAGCGGUGAGCAAAGGCUAUCGUCUCAUUACGUGAGCUCGAACGAGUCCGGUUACGACAGUGACGGUCCUAGGGGUGAAUCCGCAGCCGCGUCGGAGAACGAAGCUUUGAGUUUGAAAUGUACAGAUAGCUCGGACACCAGUAGCGUUAUCGAUUCGGAAUUGGAAAAGCCUAUAAGAAGUUCAACCCCUAGCGAGUGUCAGGAUCAAGAACAGAAAGAAUUGAGGAAGGGUUCAGCGACUGAAACGAGAAUUGAUUCCUCAGAAAUAGGUGAUGUAAUAGACGGCUUAAGGUGGCAUCAGAGUACCUCUGGUAGAUUGUUACCGAGCAUCCAUCAGACAUCGUUCGACAAUACCAAUACGAAUUCUCAUUUUCCUAUCUGCGGCGAUAGUUCAAACAAUAUAGCCAACGUAACGAAACCACUUGACGUGUCACCGCAUCGUAUAAGAUUGCAACAAGAUAAGACUCGUUUUCUCAGCGAUAUCAUACAGCCACCAAAGAGAGUUAGACGUUGUCGUAUAGUUCAACUUCAGAAGAGAGAUCCAAAAGAGAGUUUGGGAAUACGAUUGGCUCAGCAAAGACUCGGAGAGAUCCGUUAUAUAGUCGUACAGCUAGAAAGCGAUGGUAUAGCACAUAGGGACGGUAGGCUAAGACUCGGUGACGAGAUCGUUGAAGUCGAAGGGAAGGAGUUACGAACUCUUGAGAGUCUUGAGGAGGUCCAAGAGUUCCUUAGAUCGUUUACAGGAAAUAAGAUAAGAUUGAUGACAGCUUACGAGGAAACAGUGCCCCAGGUCUAUGUAGCACCGCCAACGCCAACGUCAGCCGCUCUACCUGGCGAGUAUGAGUAUCUUGAAAAUGCGAAGAAUCUUUCGAAUAUGUCGUUGAUAGACGACAAAUCGAAGGAAAGUUUAUCGAAAGACAGUAAGGUCAAUGAGGAUACAACACGAUCUAGCAAACGACCUGACUUUCUACCCCUCUCCUCCCUGUCGAAGAAUCAUCGAAAGGACUCGGAGAAUGGUUUCGAGGCUAACACCGAAUCUCAGCACUAUCUGACGAAACACGUGGCGAAGUUUGAAAAGGGCUACGGGAAGCCAAGUUUAGGAUUUAGCGUUGUAGGUGGAAGGGACAGUCCGCGCGGUGAAAUGGGCAUUUUCGUCAGACGUGUCUUUCCAGGUGGACAAGCCGACGUAUCCAAGUCGUUGUUCCAAGGCGACGAAAUCGUGAGUUUGAAUGGGAAGAUCUUGAAGGGUCACACGCAUCAGGAAGUGAUCGAAUUAUUCAAAGCUGUUAGGGAAGGUCCGGUCGAGUUAGAAAUAACGAGGCGACACAGGUAUCCUAAGAGCACCUUGAAAUCGACGCCGUAUUAAAAAAAAGAAAGAAAAAGAUAAAGAGAGAAUGAAAAGAAACAAAAAAUAAAAAGGAAAA
Molecule: messenger RNA, 3609 nt
Organism: Vespa mandarinia (Asian giant hornet)
Lineage: Eukaryota; Metazoa; Arthropoda; Insecta; Hymenoptera; Vespidae
Molecular function (GO): protein binding
Source: RefSeq, a predicted model, not a curated record